Messenger RNA from Dermacentor silvarum, 1038 nucleotides. RefSeq names its product synaptogenesis protein syg-2-like. The record is from RefSeq and is a predicted model, not a curated record. NCBI's taxonomy places the organism in Eukaryota, Metazoa, Arthropoda, Arachnida, Ixodida, Ixodidae. The transcript is spliced from 6 exons. Bases 97 to 1038 code for a protein of 313 amino acids.
AACCGCGGCGGGUGUGCGCGGUUCGACCAGUGGCGCGGCGCCGGCGUCGUUGUUUGAACGACCGAGAGGAUAAGCGUGCGUGCAUCACCGAGUGCCAUGGGGUCCCAUCUGCGGACCUGCGACGCCGCAGCUUACUCUGUUCGUUCACUGUGUUGGAGCACUGCCGCGCUCGUUCUCUGCUAUGUCAUCGGCCACGCCGGACUGUGCAAUGGCUUGCGGUUGGUGCGGUUGGACAUGCCCAGCGCGGUGAUCCGCGGUGACCCUCUCUGGCUUAACUGCACGUUCGACCUCGAGUCAGACGAUCUGUAUUCCGUGAAAUGGUACAAGAACAACAGGGAGUUUUUCCGGUACCUGCCCAACGAGAACCCACCGGGACAGGCAUACAGGUUGUCUGGAGUCUACGUGGACGCGAGCCGCAGUUCUGUUGGGAGCCUCUACCUGAAAGAGACAGACCUCAAGUCGGAGGGCCUGUACGCGUGCGAAGUGUCGGCCGAUGCACCUUCCUUCCAGACAAUUCGCUCGGAAAAGGAACUGAAGAUCUACGUCUUACCAAAAAAGGGCCCCGAGAUUCGCGGCACCAAGCCACAUUACAGGUUCGGAGACGCUGUGAACGUAACCUGCCGAGCAGACGCAUCAAAACCGCCCGCAGUACUGGUGUGGUACAUCAAUGGUGAACAGCUGCCCCCAUCGCUCGAGAAAGUGCACCCCAUCCUCCGCGACGAAGACCAACUGUACCACUCGUCCCUAGGAAUGACUUUCACGGCCGAGCCCCGCCACUUCCCCUACGGCAUCAUGAAACUAAAAUGUACGGCCACUGUGUCCGAGGCGUACUCGUUAUCCAGCGAAGAGAUCGUCGCUGCGCAGGACGCCAAAAGCACGCGCUCCGGGGAUGACAAGCCCUCGAUCACGGGAGGCCAGGCGAGCUACCACGUUGGCGACCUGGUGAACGUGACCUGCAGCUACUCUCGAUACGGACGACCCGUAGAACUCCAAUGGCAGCUCAAUGACAGAGAGGCGGGUGCACCCAUUUCCUUUUGA